AUGAACUUUAUGACAUCGAUAUUGCUCCUAUCUUCUCAGGCAUAUUUGCACUCAACAUUUACACACUACACCAGCAACUUCAGUGCGAUCGAGACCCCUGCUCCGUUCAUCCAAAACACAUCGAGCCUAAAUUACAACGAGACGAACCACAUAUUUGCCAAGAUAGAAAGCGAGCACCAGGUGUAUGAUUCUAGUCGGAGCACAGAUGAUACUUCCGACUCCGUGUCUGCUGUAGAUCUUGACCAUUUGAAGAAGAUCAUCAUUGGAGGCCGCACGUUCCUAGCAUGCACGGACUGCGACGACAGCAGUUACAGCGACUCCGAAGAGCAAAUAUUUGCCCAGGCCCCUAUCCAGGAGCCAAUGGGGUUGGAACUUGAGAGACACGGUGGAGAAUACAUGCCGAUUUAUAAGCGUGACGUGCAAGCACAGCAGAUCCUCGAGGACGGGAAAAUCCGAGAGCUAGCCAAAAAGCUUCUCAAAUGGGGAAUCAAAGAGCCGUUUGAAAAAAUGCAUCCACCAAAACGCCCCGCGCACCGCUGCAAGGAGGAAGCAUCAAAGCCGAAGGAAAAAGAGGUAAAGCACAUCACCAAGGUGAUGACUGUAACCGUAUCCAAAACUGUAACUGUUGGGAAAAACGAGCCGCUGAAACCAACCAAGAACCAUUUCCUAUCGAUGUUGACAUCUAUUUUGCAAAGUUCCACCGCAGCAAAGUAUCCUCCACGCAUAACAGUGACCCUGAAAUGGACUUCUCAAGUGACGAAAACAGUAGAUGUACCAGGCGGCUUGGUAAAAACGCAUUCGGGUCGCUUUGACUUUUCAUCAAGUGUGCCCAACAAGUUUUCUAGUGCCGCUCUCCCUACCACCACCAACACCAGGAGAAUUCCACCUCAAGUUACUAGUCCCACGGAGUUGCCCUUGCUUCCUACUGCUACCUCUACUUUCCUGACAAGCCUGACAAGGAAAGUAGGAAGUACAAACGAUGAGUCAUUUUUGAGCAAACUCACCAGUCUCCUACCAACGACCACGCUUAAAGUGUACCCUUUACCCGUACCCGAUUUUCACUCAACCUUGGAUGGUUUUUCUUCCCAACAUCAGCGAAAGCUCUUGACUUUAUCAGAAAACACCAAGGGCGCAAUAUCCACAACUCGACCAAGGCAUGAUUCAAGCUCCCAGUCGGACUUUGAAAGUUUCCCGACCGAGCCUUUUUUUGAAGACGACGACUUUCCGAAUGAAGAUGACUAUGGCUUUGAGAUAACCACCACCACAUCGAAACCUCCACCCCCACACAAGGCCCUUCCGUUGACAAGUUUGCGUCAUGAAGCCAGGACUACUCGAAAGAUAACGCAUAGCUCAGCAAAUGUCAAGUCUAGGUUUCCGUCAACAGAGUGGGAAGAACAGGACUCAUCUCGUCGUCUCGAAUCGCAAUAUGAUGUGAGCAGCACCUUUGUCCCAAAACCUCCUUCAUCUAUACUGAUGCCCUCAACUUACUGGACAAAUACAAAGUUUUUUCCUUCGCAAAGUAUUAGCUUGGACCCCACGACAACACCUGAACCUGAACCUGAAUUUGAACCUCAGCCUGAACCCGAACCUGAACCCGAGUCUGAAUUUGGACCUCAGCCCAAACCUGAAUCUGAAUCUAAAUCUGAGCCUAAACCUGAGCCUGAACCUGCCUUCAAGCCUUCAAUUACACAGAAGAAAAACACGGCAGACUUUGAAUUGAAUGUCCCUACACCCCCACCUUUCUUGAAACCAAGUUCUGAAGAGACCAGAUAUGCAGCAGAUUCGUCGACGAGUUUCAACUUGGGCUCCUCCGCGACCUCAGAGGCUCCUUCCAAAUCUCCAUCUUCGCCGGUGAAAACUUCAGGUACGACGAAAUCAUUGACAUUGAGUGACUCUCCAAAAAAAAAAAAAAAAACCUCAAGUCCACCAUUAGACGCGAGCAAGCCGGAACCUAGUCAGGUUAGAGAAGAUGUGGUCUUUGAAUCCGAGUUGGAUACAGAAGCGGAAGACGAAACUGACAGUUUUCCCAUGUCGACUGGAAUCUUUGUCCCUGAUGACCUGGUCUUUUCAACUGCUUUCCCAAGUCCAUCUGCACCAGAGACAGCCCCGAGCUUCAAAUUCUCUUCUCCGAACGCUUCCCUUGUAAAGUCUGUCAUCACCCCAAUACCAUCAGCCACGAGAGACAGCCCUGAAACCACAUCCCAUCGGAUUCUCCCCAUUGAUAGUAAGCACACCGGUUUUAUCGAUGGUAAAGGUGGUCACAGUGGCAACAGUGGUAAGGAAAAAAUAAUCGAUGUACCAAAAUCGUGGAAGCUGCUCUUUUCAAAAAUAAUUGCUUCGACAUCGGCCCGCAAAACCAUCCAUAGCACUAGCACCAGCAAGUCAACUUUGCAAUAUUUGAAGCCUACCAAAAGUCAGUCUAUCCCAUUUCCGACCCGGACAGCGGUAGAACACGAUGAAGGUUACCUCUGCAUAGGAACGUGCGAAGAAACACAGUCGCAGGUAACCGGAACCAAAUCAGCACCAAUCUUGACUAAACCAAGCACAGGAACUAAGUCGCAAAAACAAAAGCUGUACACUUUGGAUACAGACGGGGAGCUCAGCAUUUCCACGACAUCUGGAGUCAAACAUGGGCUUACCCGAACCCAAGAAGAAGAAGAAGAAAAAGAAGCUGAUCCUCCUUCAGUUUCCGACGAUCCGGAAAUGACUUACAGUAUACUUCCAAUCGGCGGCACGACGAUCGUUUACUCGAACCCUGGAGUUUCUGAGCUUCCAACAGUUCCAAGUCAUUAUUUCGAAAAUCCUGACGAGAGCGAAACGAGCGGGGGCACCACCACCGCAAUGAACAUGUUGGAUCCGGACCACUUCUUCUCGUCGCCAAUCCAGUCUUCAGAGCCUCCAGCAGCAGAACAGCCCGAGGUGACUUAUAGUAUACUCCCCAUCGAGGGAACAACAAUCAUACUAAAUCCAGAUGAUGCCCCACCUAUGCCCUUUCCAAAUUUCCAAGAUCCUCCAGAAGAGUCUGGGCCUGAAAUCACGUACAGUAUACUUCCAAUUGGAGGCACCACCAUCAUUCUAGACCCAGAGAGGGCAUUUGAAACCGAAACCGAACCAGGGUUCCCUCCAGAUAUGCCAACUGGUAUACCAAUGGAGAUGCCAACUGAUAUGGAUAUGCCAAUGGAGAUGCCAACGGGGGUGCCAACGGGGAUGCCAACGGGGAUGCCAAGCUGGUUUCCAUCCACCUUUUCACUUACAUUUCCUACCCGUAUGCGGAGCACUUUUUCGCGGCCGGCACCAAGCGAUGAGCCAGAAGUAUCGGCACCUACCUCCUCCAUGAGUGGCCAUAGACUGCGCGCAAAAGCAUCGUCGUCACUGAUGAGCCGCUCACGCUAUAUCGAAGAAUUGAUCAGCAACAUAUCAGCGUCGCUUCUACCCAGGAACCAUUCAUUAGAUUUGCCGAAAUUGACAACCAGAUCCCCUCGAGCAAAGACCAAAUCCGUGCUGCUGGCAAACGGAACCACUUUUGUAAAUGGCACCUUAUCUUAUGCCUCAGCUUCCAAGAAGGAUCCCAGGUUGACUGGAAUCACGCUUACGCCGGAGCCGUCCGGUCAAAGCAACGCCAAAGCUGCCUCGAAGCAAGCUUCCCAGGGCUUCACCGGGGUAGUGCUACCUCCACGACAGCACAUAUUGAGGUCGUUCUCCACAGUUUUGGACCUAUCUGGCUGCUAUAUGGCCAUGGGAGCGUUGAUAUUGGUGGUGCUGCUCAUGGUGCUAGGCUAG
Molecule: messenger RNA, 3780 nt
Organism: Lodderomyces beijingensis
Lineage: Eukaryota; Fungi; Ascomycota; Pichiomycetes; Serinales; Debaryomycetaceae
Source: the annotation of a GenBank genome assembly